AUGGCGCUAAGCCGAAUGCAAGCUGGGUAAACCCUUUCGUGGCUUUCCACGCAAGCUUCGUGUGCAUAGCACCAAGAUUGUACCGAUUUUCGUUAUGGAUUUGCCCGUUGCAAAAUUGAGUUUAAGGGUUCGAUCGGAGUUUGAUCAUGCAUAUCGAUGUCAUGUCUCAGAUUCGCUUGACGAAAGGAAAGAAAUUGCGAUGGAUGACCUCGGGACUUCAAAUUGUUGGAAGAACUGAAACGUGUAUAUAAAGUGACGAGCAUUGCCUACUUUUCCCAAUGUCUUCCUUCUGAUGACGACAGCCUUGAUUAUCUUUGUCGAUUGAGAGAAACCUGAUAUAACUAGAGUACUACGUGGCGCAUCGUUUACACAGUCCGUACACCUCUAGCUUCUCAACUAUCUAUAUAAUCUUGCAUCCAUCACCUUGAAAAUCUACAUGAAACACUGAACCCCAUUACAAUGGGUUGCUGCCGCAAAAAUCGCGUAACUCAUCAUCCCGCACCUCUAGCAACUUGGACACCCACCAGCCUUAGCAUUACCAACGCGCCUUAUCAUCAAACCCAGUCUAGCAACAACCAUCAUCACCCCCGCUUGCAUCAAGGAGGCUGCCACGGCGGCCCCCUCGCCCGCUGGUUCCGCGCCCGACAAGAGCGGAAGCAAGCCCAGCGGGACCAUGAUCAAGCCAUGAACCCACAGGCUACGGUGUCCGGGCAGGAGCAGAGUACGUCGCCUGCGCCGAUGUACCGUUCUUCUUCUACGUUACAAGGGGACGAGAAGCGGAAUAUAAACGAGAGCAGAACGGAGUUGAUAGAUAGUGAGCCUCGGGAUACUAGGGCUGUGGACAUGGAGCACGACGUGGGAAGGCAUGAGUUUCAUUCUGUUUCGUCGGGCCUGCCUACUUAUUCUAUGGUUGAACGGAGCGAGAAGCGUGGGUAAGGUGUCGGUAGUAUUCGAAGGAUGUAGGAAGGAUGGGUGAAUUGGAUGGAUUUGAUUGAUGAUGUUCUUGGGAGCUGGUGUUGCGAACUGACAGAGGAACUUUUGAUCUUGCUCGAGGUCAACAAUUCUGUCAAGGAGCUCUUGAGCUCCGACUUGUUCGAUCGGCAUUGGUGGAGGUCUUACUAUUGUACACAUCAAGCUGCUGUCAGAAUGAUGCAUCGAAACUUGAUCUUAAGGGUCAAAAUCGCUCCACUUAUCAGAUACGAAGACAUCAAGUGGCACUUGCUGCUUGCCAUCACUGCUUCAACGCCUCCGUAUUUGCUGGAUUGCCUACCCUGCGAGAGCGUCGUUAAAAGAGAUUUGGCGCGCUAUUCCCUAAUGCGGGU
This is a messenger RNA of Pseudomassariella vexata, 1322 nucleotides long. RefSeq lists its product as uncharacterized. The record is from RefSeq and is a predicted model, not a curated record. NCBI's taxonomy places the organism in Eukaryota, Fungi, Ascomycota, Sordariomycetes, Amphisphaeriales, Pseudomassariaceae. The transcript has a single exon. Bases 460 to 936 code for a protein of 158 amino acids.